AUGUUAAAUUAAUCUAUUAAAGAUUUACAUGAUUGUGAUGGAAAGAAGAAAUUAUUCAUGAAAUGGGCAUUAAAUUCAAUGAGAAAGUUUUUUAAUGAUAACAAUUUACCAUAUCACCUUUUGUCAACUUGUGUAUCAAUAAAACCAGGAACAGCUAAUAGAAGAGCAACACUUUAGUCAUAUCCAAAUUAAGGUGUGUGGAAACAUUUAAUAUAUCUACCUCAAAAUGUGAGAGAAGACUUAAAAAAAUACUUAAUAGAAAGUUUAAAACAUGUUGAACAUAAAUUCUAACAGUCUAUUUUGAUAGAGUUUCAAAAAAGAAUUCAAAAUGACUUCGAAUUCUCUAGCUUUUACAAAGAAUCUAAAAAUACUUAAGGUCAAAUAUUACAAACUAGUAUUGAUAAUGAAACAAAUGAUACACCACAAAUAGAAUCUGAUGAAAAGGAUAAAUCAGUAAUAAAUAAUAUUGAAACUGUAAAAUAAAAGAAAUGGUCAAAAGGAUAAGACUUUGUAAGCGAAUCAAAACAGAUUCUUAUCUAAAUGCAACUAUGUAAUGAUUAAAAACCAUUAAUUCCUGUAAAUUAGCUCCAUUAUCAUAAAUUAAGAACACUUUUAGAAAAAAUUAAAGAUUUAUAAUGUAAAAUGUCAGAUGAAAUGAUAUAAUUUUAAUUUGAACUUGAAAAAUUUUGCAAACAAGAUUUCUGUUCAAUAGAAACAGGAUUAAAGAAAAAAAUAAAAAAGAAUAAUGAUCAUCAUGAAUAAAGUGAAAUUAAUGAAAAAAAAUAAUAAAACAUAAAUAUAAGUAUUAAAGUAGAAAAUGAAGAAAUUGAUAUAUUGAGUAAUUUUAAAGAAAGAGUUAAAAGAAUAGAACCAGGAAUUACACUCUUUAUUCCAAAUUUAUCAUAAGUUGAUGAAAUUACAAGAAAUUGUUUCUAAUAAAUUGAGGAUAACUAUUACAAAGAUUUGUAUUAUAGAGAAAAAGUAGAAUAAAUGGAAUUAAAUCCAAAAAAUAUUCUAUAAUUAUGCAGACAACACUAUCAAGCAUUUUAAUAAAAAAUAGGCUAAUAGAAAGUUGAAGCUUAAUCAGAUCGUUAUAAUAUCUCUUUUUGA
This is a messenger RNA of Paramecium pentaurelia, 1110 nucleotides long. The record is from the annotation of a GenBank genome assembly. NCBI's taxonomy places the organism in Eukaryota, Ciliophora, Oligohymenophorea, Peniculida, Parameciidae.